AUGCAGGACCUCGACGUCGUGAACGAGUUCAAUCGGGUAUGGCCGUUGUCCGAUCUUCGGCAAGGGUCGCGUGAAGUCCAGGUGGAUCGACAAGUCUACGCAGAGCUGCAGCGUGUGGCACCUGGGAAUCCAGUCUCUGCCUAUGCGUUAGUCUCCUGGUCAGCCUUUGACAAUGCGCUCGAGGCCUCUGGCGGUACUGCUAGUGUCGAAGCCUACGAAGUUCAGUACGCAGUGUCUGGGUCAGGCGUCUGGCAGUCGCUGGGGGAUUCACUGACCGGAUUUCGCGUCGACUUGGGUGCUCAAGCCACGGAACACGUGCCCAAGCAGCGUAUUUUCACUCGUGCAGACGAUGGCGAGUCCAUCAACGAUGGGUAUUUCAGACUUGGCUUGUCGUAUGAAGGCUCCAGUCCGAGUAUCCUGGGCGGACGAGCUACUGCUGGUGUGGUGACGCCUCCGAUCGCUUUUGACGCCAGUGCAGACGCCAUGAAGACAGCGAUCGAGUCUCUGGAGCAGGUCACACAGGUGCAGGUGGAGAGGAAUGCGCUGGACGCUGAUGGAGCGUUCGAGUCGAUCAUUCUCUUGGAUCUCGUGGCGUACGACGGCGAAGAUCCACUGCCGUUGCUGUCGCUGUAUACAGAGACGGUGUCAGCUCAGUGGACUGGAGACGGAGACCAAGUAGCUGUUCAGUAUCUGCGCAUGGCUCCGAGUUCUCCUGGUCGACAUGGACGUAUUUGCUCGGAUGAAUGCAGCUACCAAGUCACGGGACUGCAGACUGGUCGAGCCUUCAGCUUCCGUGUUCGAGCGCAGUAUUCGGAAUUCUUCCCCGUCACCAGCUUCCAGGCUCAGCAACAAUGCGACAGUGAGAUCGGCUGGACUACGAUCACUCGUCAGCAAUGCGCUAACACACAGGACUGGUAUUACGUCCAGUUGACUGGGAACGGCGGCAGUGGCGGCUCUACCAGUGGCGAUGAAGCCAAACCUGGCGAGCACGGAGCUGUUCUUGUCUUUCCAGUCACGUGGUCGGGCGAAAGACCGGCGGAACAUUCUUUUUUCUACACGGGAAGUGUCCAGACCUAUCGAGUUCCAAUUGACCAGUCUGCUCCUCAUCUUGCGCAUCGAAUUGUUGCUCUUGAUGUCUACGCCUGGGGCGCUGGGGGAGCUGGUGCGAGGUCGUCAAACGGAGCUUCAAGCGACUUGAGUAACGGCGGAGGAGGCGCCUUUGCACGUGGAGUUUUCCGUGUCAGUGCCGGUGAUGCUGUGGACAUUUUGGUUGGCGGUGGAGGCCUUCAAGACGGUCGGGGUGGGUUCAACGGCGGUGGAAACGGCGGCACAGGCGAUUUCCCAGGCGGCGGGGGCGGUGGCGCGUCUGAAGUGCGCGUGAAUGGACGAACAGCCGUCGUAGCUGCUGGAGGUGGCGGUGCGGGCUCGACGGAUUACUGUUGUGCCCAUGGAGGAGGCGGCGGUGGCUUGGAUGAAGCAGAGUCUGGUCUUGCACCGGAUGCAACAACGAUCCCACUCGACUCACGUGUGACUGGACAAGCAGCUAGAGACGAAUAUCAUUCCUCGAAUGUACCGGGAGACACGAGAGACUUCGAGGGACUCCCAGCGAGACAUGGACACCUCGACUGGGGCUUUGCUGCGAGUAGUGCAGACUACUCCGUUCUAGCAACUGGAGGCACAGGCGCCACGCCAACAACGGCAGGUGUGGCGGGGACUGCAGGUUCCUAUCGCUAUUCUCUUGAAGGCACGUGUCUGUUGAACCCGCAGACAUCUCUGGUGGACGUCGCCGUGUCUCCGUUGACAGCAUCGCAUUGGCCUUCGAAUGGUCGAAAUGGAAGUGGCGGGAGUGGACAGAGUGGCAAACAAGCGGGUGGAGGCGGAGGUGGAGGGUUUUUCGGUGGCGGAGGAGGAGGCGCAGGUGUUGACGGAGCUGGAGGCGGUGGAGGCAGCAGCUUCGUCUCCUUUAGAGACCUGUUUAAUUCGUUCAAAUCUGGGAUUAGUGACGCUAGUCUGCGAGCACGAGUGAGUGACGAGAUCGUAGACAAGCUCCGAGUGACUCCACUGACAUCCUCGAGCGUCAAAGUGAGCUGGAAAGCUCCUCGUUUUGGCUUCUCCCAGCUCGUGGAAGGAUUCGUGAUCGAGAUGGCCAAUCGCUCCGUCAAUGAGGACUUUCGUCUUGUACGUUUGGUCACUCUUCCGGCCACUGAUGUCACGGAGAAGAGCGGUACUCUCACCCUCCACGGUCUUACGCCGACGGCUGCGUACCGCUUUCGAGUGAAAGCUUUGCUGCUCGAUGGACGUGGCACUUUCAGUGAUGUCGUUACGCUGCGUAUGCCUACGAAGCCGAGGAAUACGUGGAGACGUUGCGUCACUCGAACUGUAGACGAGGAGAACACGAGAGCAGGAAUGCGCGUCACCAACACUCCUCCCUUGCAGCGAUUUCCGUCUGCUAGACGAGGACAUUCCCUCACAUUGCUGGACAAUUCUCUUUACCUCUUUGGAGGAAUGGCGAAGAGCUACGAGUGCAGCCGAGCACACAAAGUGCCAUGUUUAUUACAGCCGAGUCCACGAUCAGUGUCCAACGAUUUCUGGCGAUAUGAUCUGCGCACGGAGACGUGGUGGUCUGUGCCUCCGCCAGCGUUGGUACCUUCUCCAAGAGAGAAACACUCGAUGGCAGUGGUGAAUGACCGCUUGAUUCUAUUCGGAGGACGGCAGAACGACGUGUCGGACGCAAAUGACGCCUCGACGUGGGGACCUCGAGCCCUGAAUGAUUUGUGGGAGCUGUCGGUCUCCUCCAGUACAGCGAAACAGACGUCAGUGUCGCUGGAUUCUCGUCAGCCAUCGGCUUUGUCUAUUCCGGAUGGAGGACAAGUCUUUGCGCUUGGGAGGAAGAGUGGUAGUGCUGGUGGAGGGCAACUCUGCGUUGUCAACGUGUCUGUGAGUGUGCAGAUAACACACGCGUGUCCGCACACACUUGGCUUGCAGGUGUUUGGCCCCGGACCUGCAACGUUUCCAGGUCGACAGCAGAGUGCUCACUUUCCUGUUGAUUCACAAGCUCGAGAGACGACGUGGAGCGAUAGUCAAGGACUGAGGAGCCUACAAGGAGACAAGAGAGCGACUGGCACUGCGCCGAAUGCCAGAGCGUUCCCUGUGUUGCUACGUAGUCCCGACGAAGCUGCAGAUAAGAGCGAAUGCGCCCCAGGAACGGAGAAACUGCAGUUCGUGUCGACGUCUAGUCUCGAAGCGCUCUCGGUCUUCCAUCAGCUGCCUGUUGCCGGGAACUGGACGCUUGAGUUGACUGACACUGCAGCGGACGGCUUUGUCGGGAACCUGGACUCGUGGGACGUCACUUUCGACGUUGCUCCUUGCGUUCCUGCCUUCACGUGGACGAAUCUGUCGCCCAUAGCAACGGGAACGGCCCCGACCGCGCGGUUCCAGCACUCGGUUGUCGUAGUCGGGAGCAGUAUGUUCAUCUUCGGAGGCACAGCGGGAGGUACUGGCUCGGAACUGAGCGACUUGUAUCGACUGGAUUAUACCCCCAGUGUGGCGCUCGGUGUCGCGCCAACUGCUCGAUGGACGCAACUUGCGUCUCUGACCGACAGAGAGAGCCCCAGUAUCGCUGAGAGGAGAGUUCAUGCAGGACGGACGACGUUGCUGACUCCGUUUGAGCUGAUGGCUGUCGGGCGUGGACUCAAGUCUCCUCGACGAGCGUCUCUCGGGUCCAGGACGGCGAUGGCAGCUUCUCGCUUCGAGUCGCAACUGGACGUUCGUUUGAAGCGUCUCGAAGAUCUGAUCGACGGAUGGAGAACUGUCGCUACUACAUCUGGAGAGGAUGAGAGCGCUCUUGACGAACAGCGUCCUGUGCCUCGGUACUGGGCUGCUAGCGUCUUUGUUUCCUCACUGCCAGGCAGUAAGGUGCCGCGUGUAUUCCUGUUCGGCGGCCAAGAUGACACGACGCUGCUGGACGAUUUUUGGAGUCUGGAACUGGCUCAGCUAGAUGAGGAUUUCCCUCAAGAUCGUCGAAAGAGUCAACGGAUCAGAGCGUGUGCGUGGAGACAAGAGAACUCGGUGUACAGGACACAGUGGACAUCGUCUUGUGGGGCAAGCAAUGCGGCAGCUGCAGUAGAUAAAUGCACACUGGAGAUGCUGCUGUUGUACGCAUGGUGCGACGAGUAUUACCAGUCAAUACGACUUUAAACACACGACGCUGCGCUACACAGGUUCGUACUCCACAUACUUGAUUGCCAGCUCACCAAACACUCCUUUAAGCAUCCGAAGCACACUCGAUAGAACGAUUU
Molecule: messenger RNA, 4298 nt
Organism: Phytophthora infestans T30-4
Lineage: Eukaryota; Oomycota; Peronosporomycetes; Peronosporales; Peronosporaceae
Product: fibronectin type III domain-containing protein
Exons: 4
Coding region: 1-4197 (1398 amino acids)
Molecular function (GO): protein binding
Source: RefSeq, a predicted model, not a curated record